GAAAGACGAGGAGAGAAAAAGAAGAACAACAACAACAAAAAGGAAAACAUACAUGUAUAAAUGCAUGCAUACAUGCAAAUAUGCAUGUGCAUACUCAUACGUAAGACAAGGGAGAUAGAUAGAUAGAUACAAACCCAUACAUAAUCAUAUAAAAAAAUUGAUAAUGGGUUUGUUUUAUAUGUUCUCAUUGGCUCUAACUAUUGGAAUGGUGAUUUUGACGUUGAAAUAUUUUGCUGGACCUGAUGUUCCUAAAUAUGUGUUCUUCACCGUUGCCUACACCUGGUUCUGCUCCCUCUCCAUCAUCGUCCUCGUCCCAGCCGACAUAUGGACGACGAUUCAUCGAGAUUAUAGUGGAGAGAUUUCCUUCUUGUGGAGUUUCUCAUAUUGGAGCACGUUCUUGCUUACAUGGGCUGUGGUUCCCACUAUUCAGGGUUAUGAAGAUGCUGGAGAUUUUACAGUGAAAGCAAGACUGAAGACUAGCAUACAUGGAAACCUAGUUUUCUAUCUCUCUAUUGGUCUUGUUGGGUUCCUUGGACUGAUGUUGCUUGUUAUUUUCCACACAGACUGGACUGGAAAUAUUAUGGGGUUUGCCAUGGCUUGCUCUAAUACAUUUGGGCUGGUCACUGGUGCAUUUCUACUUGGGUUUGGAUUUAUUGAAAUUCCCAGGAGCCUUUGGAUUAAUGCGGAUUGGAACACUCGCCAAAAGGUUCUUUCUCACAUUGUUGCAAAAUUGGCUGUCAAAUUAGACAAUGCUCAUCAAGAUUUUUCAAAUGCCAUUGUGAUCACACAAGCAACAUCUAAGCAGAUGUCCAAGAGAGAUCCUUUGAAACCCUACAUGAAUGUCAUUGAUAACAUGUUGCAUCAGAUGUUGAAGGAAGAUCCUUCCUUCAAACCACAGGGAGGGAGACUAGGGGAAAACGACAUGGAAUAUGAUACUGAUGUGAAGUCAAUGGCAGUAUUACGACGUUACCUCAAAAGAUCUCAAGAGGAGUAUUACAGAUAUAGGAGUGAAUAUAUAAAGUUUGUGUUGGAAGCCCUGGAGCUGGAGGACACCGUAAAAAAUUAUGGGAGUCGCAAAACUACUGGAUGGAAAUAUAUUUCAUGCUUCAGACCUGAACGAACUGGUAGAUUGGCUGGAUUUUUGGAUACAAUCGAAUUUGUAUGGAGGUGCAUGUUGAAGAAGCAGCUUGAGAAAUCAUUGGCUGUGACAUUGGGUUGCAUGUCAGUGGCGAUUCUAUUAGCAGAGGCCACCAUUCUACCCAGUGGUGUUGAUCUCUCCCUUUUCUCUCUCUUAAUACGUGCUGUCUCAAAGAAAGAGAUGCUUGUGCAGUUAGCAGGUUUCAUCCCGUUGAUGUACAUGUGCGUGUGUACUUAUUAUUCCUUGUUCAAAAUGGGAAUGCUCAUGUUCUACUCUCUCACUCCAAGACAAACCAGCUCCGUCAAUUUGCUUAUGAUUUGUUCGAUGGUUGCACGAUAUGCACCUCCCAUUUCAUACAACUUUCUCAACCUCAUUCAUCUUGAUGGGGGUGCCAAGACCAUUUUUGAGCAGAGGAUGGGAAAUAUUGAUGACGCUGUACCUUUCUUUGGGAAUGGAUUCAACAAAAUUUACCCACUUAUUAUGGUUAUAUAUACCCUUCUAAUAGCAAGCAACUUUUUUAAUCGGAUCAUUAAUUACUUUGGAAAUUUGAAGAUUUUCAAGUUUACUGAUGAUACACAAGAUAUGGAUGGUUUUGAUCCCUCUGGAGUUAUCAUCUUACAGAAAGAGCGUUCCCUUUUACAAAAAGGACACAAUGUUGCUGAGCAUGUUUUCCCUCUAGCAAGGAGUUUCAGCAUUAGUGUUGAUGUUGAGUCCACCCACAACACCACCAUGGAUAAAAGCGAGGAUAUCACCGAGACUACAAAAAAGAAAAAUAAUGACAAACAUAGAUCAAGAGACGAUGAUGAAGUGAUUCGUAGUGACAAGAGCAGAAAUCUUGGGAGCCAAAAGUACAUUGCUUUAAGGGCGAACAGCAUGAACGAAGAAGUUGCCAUUAAUAAUGGAACUAAUGAUAGUAUCAACAACAUAAGUUCACCAACCUUACAAAGAAUAGUUUCAAGAUGGGAAACCAUAAAGACUAGACUUUCAAGUUUAAGACCCAACAGAUUCCUUGCUCUCACCAGUACUCAUGUUCAUAAUCAGGGAGGCAACAAUGCUGCUUCCCACUCUUCAAAUGAUUCGCUUGAUGAAAUCUUUGAGAGGAUAAAACAUCCACCUUCUCAAUAUAUAGAUUCUUAACCCUCAUUGAAGUGAUGUGGGAGCUGCCAACACGUGGCCGGCACUACGUACUCCCACCAAUUAAUGAUAGUAAUUUUUUUAAAAAAAAUUGUAUAUAGGUGUCAUUUUAUUAAAGUAAUCUUGUUUAAGAUAUUAUUGAGCAUUAAAUGUGAGCACUUCUUCAAACAUAACUUCAAAUCUUG
Molecule: messenger RNA, 2457 nt
Organism: Prosopis cineraria
Lineage: Eukaryota; Viridiplantae; Streptophyta; Magnoliopsida; Fabales; Fabaceae
Exons: 14
Coding region: 164-2275 (703 amino acids)
Cellular component (GO): membrane
Source: RefSeq, a predicted model, not a curated record